Molecule: messenger RNA, 5857 nt
Organism: Diceros bicornis minor
Lineage: Eukaryota; Metazoa; Chordata; Mammalia; Perissodactyla; Rhinocerotidae
Product: A-kinase anchor protein 2
Exons: 4
Coding region: 234-2813 (859 amino acids)
Source: RefSeq, a predicted model, not a curated record
CCAGCCCGGGGCUGCCGCACGCUUCUCCCCGGAGUGUCUCGGACGCCCCAGGGAGGAGGCAGUGGCCGCGUCGCGCUGGAGCGGAGCCCGAGGACUGCUCCCACGAGGUCCGGCGCCUAGAGAAGCCCCCCCAGCUUUCUGAGGAUGAUAUCCGGCUAAAAAGGGAGAGAGACAGCUGCAGUGCCAACCCCCUGGAGCCUGCUACCAGCUCUCUUCCCCCAGAUCACAAAAACAUGGAAAUUGAGGUUUCCGUUGCAGAAUGUAAAAGUGUUCCUGGAAUCACUUCUAGUCUACGUUCCACUGACCAUCCCUCCUCUUUCUACUCGCCCCCCCACAAUGGCCUCCUCACAGAUCGCCAUGAAUCUCUGGAUAAUGAUGUGGCCAGAGAGAUCCGAUAUCUAGACGAGGUGUUGGAGGCCAACUGCUGUGAUUCUGCUGUGGACGGAACUUACAACGGCACAUCCUCCCCGGAGCCUGGAGCAGCCAUCCUGGUGGGCAGCCUAAGCCCACCCACCCAUACAGCCAUCCAGCCGGAACCCACUGAGAGAGCAGCUGGCAGGCAGGCACCUCCUCACAUUGAACUCAGUAAAAGCAACUCUACCACCAUGGCAGAGGGCAGAAGAGCGAACGGCCACUCCCCUGAGCAGCCCAGAGAUCUGCUGGGGGAGAGCCUGCAGUCCCCCGUGAGCCCCACCUCCUCCACCAGCUCCCGCUGUUCAUCCCGAGAUGGGGAGUUCACGCUCACCACGCUGAAGAAGGAAGCCAGGUUUGAGCUCCGUGCCUUCCACGAGGACAAGAAGCCCUCCAAGCUCUUUGAGGACGACGAGAGUGAGAAGGAACAAUACUGUGUCAGGAAAGUGAGGCCCUCAGAAGAGAUGCUGGAGCUGGAAAAGGAAAGGAGAGAACUCAUCCGGAGUCAGGCUGUGAAAAAGAACCCUGGCAUUGCGGCAAAAUGGUGGAAUCCGCCCCAGGAAAAGACCAUCGAGGAGCAGCUGGAUGAGGAACAUCUGGAGUCGCACAAAAAGUACAAGGAGCGCAAGGAGAGAAGGGCGCAGCAGGAGCAGUUGCUGAUGCAGCAGCAGCAGCAGCAGCAGCAGCAGCCCCCAGCGCAGCUCUGCCCAGCCCCUGCAUCCUCUCGUGAACAUUCGAGCAUGACUGAGAACACGAAGAAGGACAUCGUCACGGAGCAGAUAGAUUUCUCUGCUGCACGCAAACAGUUCCAGCUGAUGGAGAAUUCCAGGCAAACAGUAGCCAAGGGCCAGAGUACACCCAGGCUCUUCUCCAUCAAGCCCUUCUACAGGCCUCUGGGGUCAAUCAACUCAGACAGGCCACUGACUCUCUCAAGACCAGCUUCUAUUGGGGGACCUCCAGAAGACAGUGGCACAUCGGCAGCCAGAGGGCAGAAAGCCAGCUGUGCCCAGGAGAGCCAGUCUUCAGGAGGAGGCCAGGGCAGUACAGUUCCUCAGGGGAAGGAAGGGCCCUAUAGUGAGCCCUCCAAACGGGGGCCCUUAUCCAAACUGUGGGCAGAGGAUGGAGAGUUUACAAGUGCCCGGGCUGUCCUCACCGUGGUCAAGGAUGACGACCCUGGGAUUUUGGAUCAGUUUUCAAAGUCAGUCAGUGUCUCUCUGACCCAAGAGGAGCUUGACUCUGGUUUGGAUGAGUUGUCAGUGAGGUCCCAGGAUACCACUGUCCUGGAGACCCUGUCCAAUGAUUUCAGCAUGGACAACAUCAGUGACAGUGGGGCCUCCAAUGAGACAACCAAUGCCCUCCAGGAAAAUUCACUGGCUGACUUUUCUCUGCCCCAGACUCCCCAAACUGACAACCCCUCAGAGGGCCGAGGAGAAGGUGUCUCCAAGUCCUUUAGUGAUCAUGGUUUCUAUUCCCCUUCUUCCACGCUGGGAGACUCUCCAUCAGUUGAUGACCCCUUGGAAUAUCAGGCUGGUCUCCUGGUGCAGAAUGCGAUUCAACAAGCCAUAGCUGAGCAAGUGGACAGAGCUGUGUCUAAAACCAACAAGAGUGGAGCAGAACAGCGGGGACCUGAAGCAACUCUAGAGGAAGCUGAAACUGGGCCUUCCAGCUCGGAGAAGCCUCAGAGCAUGUUUGAGCCACCCCAGGUGUCCUCUCCCGUUCAAGAGAAAAGGGAUGUAUUACCAAAGAUUCUGCCUGCUGAAGACAGAGCGCUCAGGGAAAGAGGGGCCUCCCAGCCACUACCGGCAGUGCAGCCCAGUGGCCCAAUAAACAUGGAGGAGACCAGACCAGAAGGGAGCUAUUUCAGCAAGUACUCGGAGGCUGCUGAGCUGAGAAGCACAGCCUCGCUCCUGGCCACUCAAGAGUCCGAUGUGAUGGUUGGGCCCUUCAAGCUGAGGUCAAGGAAGCAGCGAACUUUGUCCAUGAUUGAAGAAGAGAUCCGAGCAGCCCAGGAAAGAGAAGAGGAGCUGAAGAGGCAGAGACAAGUCUUGCAGAGUACCCAGAGCCCCAGGGCCAAGAACGCCCCAUCGCUGCCCUCCCGAACUUCAUGCUACAAAACCUCUCCAGGGAAAAUAGAGAAAGUCAAACCUCCUCCAUCCCCCACACCUGAAGGCCCCAGCUCGCAGCCUGACUUAGCCCCCGAAGAGGCUGCCGGAUCCCAGCGGCCCAAGAAUCUGAUGCAGACCCUCAUGGAAGACUAUGAGACACACAAAUCUAAAAGGCGCGAGAGAAUGGAUGAUAGUAGUGUCCUUGAGGCCACAAGGGUUAAUCGAAGAAAGAGCGUGCUGGCCUUGCGCUGGGAGGCAGGGAUCUAUGCCAACCAGGAGAAAGAGGACAAUGAAUAAUAAACUUCCUUCCACCCGGGAAGCUUCACUGGUGCUUGGGUUACCAAGAAACCAAGCAGUCAACACAUCAAAGCAUUUUAAUGGAAUAUUUAUUAAAGUGCAAACAAACUCAGCAAUCCUUAUGUAGACCAGAAGCUGCAAUAUACAAUGAUGAAACAUAAAGUGAGAAAGAAUUCCACCCAUCAAACUCUAACACCCAGGAGUCAACAGAGAAAAGAUUUGUUGUGACUCAAAAAUCACCUGGAUUUGGACCAAUCCACAAAUUGAUCCAAAAGGACAAAGUUACAAGCAAAUCAACAUGGUUGCUGCAGGCAGAACUGAGACCAGCCUCUCUGGAUGGUGAGGAAAAACCGUGGUGAUGGGGCCAUUUAGAGCGCAGUGCAGCCCAAGCUGGUGCAAUCUACAUGGCAUAGGAUAUUUCUCUGCACCCGUUUCCCACCCAUCGCUCACAGCAUCAGAGGUGUGAGGUUAACUCCAUUUUCUCCAGCAGCCAUAAAAUGAAUAAUGUUUCUCUCUAUAUUUGCCCAGAAGAGGCAAUUAUGAUUCCAUUUCUCUUACAUGUAAUUGUUUUUAAUUGGGAACAACUAAUGAUGGCAAUACAUAAAAUCCGUGUUUUUAAGACAAUAUCUCUUCAUGUUGCAAACACAAUCUAUUCUACGUUAGGAGGUUGAGAAAGGGAGAGAAAGCCAAACCAAAUGGAUUAUUUUAGCUUUAGGAUCUCUCAUCUGCUUAUAAUAUUGACUGAUCUGCAGUUUAUGAGAACACAUUUUCACAAUUAUGUUUCUUCCUAUGAAAACUAUAUUUAGUGGGCAACAACUAUUUUUAUGAGGGGCUGGGGGACUAUAUACAUGUAUAAAACCUGUACACAUUGAACAGCUGGAUUCAAGAUGGUAGGGGUAUUUUUCGAAUGGCAAUAAUUGAAAAAGGGCAAACUGCCUUAGAGAGGUAGAUGACAAGAAAUAAAAAGGUGUUUAUAACUAUAUUUUAUAUUAUAAAGUGGACUUAGUGGUGGUAGGAAGAUUGAUAGCUUAUUUUGGAUCAAUAAGAAAUGAAAAAUUAAAGAAAGAUCGUGAAGGUAGGGAGAAAAGAAGGGAGGAAGAAAGAGUGGGAAAAUUAGGAAGUAAGAGAGAUUAUUUUUGCUGAACAACCAGUUUUCCAGGAUGAUAUGGAGAAAAAGAUAGAAAUUUAAGUGCAGGCUCGGAAUCAGCUACAAAUCCUAAAAAUGGUGUGUGUGUGUGUGUGUGUGCGUGUGUGCGUGCGCGUAUGCCUUUGUGUGUUUGUGUAAAGUGUGUAUGCUCAUGAGUAAGGAUGUGUGUGUGAGGCUUAAAAUUCCAGAAUGAUCAUGGGACAAAGGUGUACAGUUAUUUCCUCCAAAGCUGUUUGUCAGCGUCAGGAGCGAGUGAGAAUUUCUUUUUUAUGAAAAGGGAUAUAGAGGCACCGAACUGAUGCAGUAUUUGUAAUAUUAAAUUGACCUAACAUGGUAUUUGCAUGAGUCACAAUUGCAGAGUUUUGAGCAGUUUUGUAAUUUGACACUUAGGAAAGUAUCAUAUUUAUUCUCAUGUUUUGUAUUCAUGCUUAGUAUACUAUAGAGGAUGCCAGCUUUACUCUCUGUCAUUUAAAGCAAUACAAUAAGGGUAUUCCAUAAUUGGACACCCUAAAUUUCUGGAUGAGAAAAUUUUUAAUUCUGGCCAUGAGAAAAAAAGUGACCAGCCUUCUUUUUCUUUUCCUUUUGUUUUAAAACGAUGGUUUUUUAAAAAGCAAUAAUUAUUCAGACCUCACUAAAAUUCGUUUUUGUUUUUAUAUUGUUAUGUCAUAAACUCUAAUAUGUUAUUCUGACAAGUAGCAAUUCCACAAAAUUUUUAUGUAGAUGUUAUGCACAUUAUCUUUGCUUCUUUUAUUAGACUAGUGUUGACUUUAGGGGAAAGUUUAUUCACAGACAAGUGGUGGGCACAAAGUAAAAAUGGAACUGGCUAAUAACUUACAAGGAUCCUUUAAAACUGCCAAGGGCAACCUGCAGUCUGAAGCCAAAUUCUACAGAUGGGCGGUUGGCGCCAUCUUUAUACCGUUCAUUCUUCUGAAUGAAUAUUCAACAUUGUUGAAUGUGCUAGCCAUUGGGAACACAAAACAAAUAAGAUCCCUGAUGCAAGGAAUUCAUUUUCAAAUGGAGGAGUCUGUCCUGAAGGCAGACAUUCCCAGGAAAAUGAGAUCUGUGCUAGAUUAGAAGUCCUGGCAGGUGAAAUGGGAGCGCCCAGGAAGGAUGCUUUGCCUGAGGAUUUCCUGUGCCCCCCAGGCAGGCACGUAAAUAAAAACAGAUGGGGCAGCGGCUUCACUUGGCCCUGGGCACAGUGGCAGCUAAGAUGGCUGGAGAGUAGAGUGGUUCUAUGGGUUGCACAAAAAAUGAAAACCACUUCAUGUUUUCUGGGCUGACUCUGGAUCUCGCAGGGACCGUAAACAUGAUGUAGACGAACCUCCCCAUCUUUCAUAAGAGGAUACAGUCCUCAGGACUUAGCUGUUUUUUGUUCAGUUUUGAAGGAAACCAUGUACCCACCUUAAACUUGCAUUUGAGAAGAGAAUUUGCAGCUGAAGGAGGCCACACAAUUCAUGGAAUCGCUUUAGAGGCAGACAAAUUGGUCUUCGACUACAGUUGAUUGAACCAGAAGUAGUUAUUGCAUAGAGUUGCAGAGCUGGGUCCUUUGGUCCAUGCUCCGUGUGUAGAUAAGGCAACAAAUGCAGAGUUUCCAUGACCCACCCACAGUCACAAAGCUGUUUAACUGUGGCUCCUACAUCCCUGACAUUUGCUUGUUUCCCUCUGUUGCCUUCCGAUGACUGCUGUCUAUUUCCUUGCUCCACUCACGAUGCUAUUAAAAUGUAAAUUACAGUUCCCUUGGAAGAGCCAGAUUUCCUCUGUGCUCUUGAGUUUUUUAUUCACUCCAGACACAUUGGGCCACUGCUUUGUACAUAGCACUGUGCUAGGCUCUGGGAUCCCAAAUGAACCCCUUUAACUUUGUGAAAUUGCAACAGACCCCUGGAGGAAAGUCAUUCCU